Molecule: messenger RNA, 1578 nt
Organism: Helianthus annuus (common sunflower)
Lineage: Eukaryota; Viridiplantae; Streptophyta; Magnoliopsida; Asterales; Asteraceae
Product: F-box/kelch-repeat protein OR23
Exons: 2
Coding region: 97-1359 (420 amino acids)
Molecular function (GO): protein binding
Source: RefSeq, a predicted model, not a curated record
CCAAACACCCCCAAAUUUCUUGCAUCCAAAGCUACACCUUUAUCCACAAAAAUCCAAUUACUUUCCCAAAUUUCAUUUUUUUCUAAAGACUUCCUAAUGAAUUCAUCCCCAUCACCUUCAUCAUCAUCUUCAUCUUCUUCAUCAGAAUCUCCUCAACAAACCCUAAUUCCAGGCCUCCCAUACGAUCUCGCAGCCCUAAUCCUCUCAUUCCUCCCAUACCCAUAUCACGGAACCCUCAAAUCCAUCUGCAAAUCAUGGAACCACUUCUUCUCAUCAAGAUUCUACCACUCAAUCCGCCAUAAACACAUCCCAUUUCCCAAAACAUCCCAUUUACUAUGCAUCUUCCCACAAGACCCAUCCGUCUGUUCUCCCUACAUAUUCGACCCGAUACACAAAGCCUGGUCUACCCUCCCACUCAUGCCCUGCAACCCCCACGUCUACGGGUUAUGCAAUUUCGUCUCUGUGGCCCUCAAGACUCAUGUUUACGUACUCGGUGGAUCGCUAUUCGAUACGCGAUCCUUUCCAUUAGAUCGCCCGUCGGGCUCUUCGUAUAGUUUUCGGUAUUCUUUUGUUACGAAGAGCUGGGAGACGCUGCCCCCGAUGCUUUCGCCUCGGGGGAGCUUCGCCUGUGCCGCGGGUAGGGACCGGAUUGUUGUGGCGGGUGGAGGGUCUAGGCAUACCAUGUUUGGUGCUGCGGGCAGUCGGUUGAGUUCGGUUGAGAUGUUUGAUGUUGGGAGGAAUGAGUGGGUUGGGUUGGAGGGGUUGCCGCGGUUUCGGGCCGGGUGUGUUGGGUUUAUGGUGGGGGGUGAGGAGGAGUUUUGGGUUAUGGGGGGGUAUGGGGAGUCAAGGACUAUAUUGGGCGUGUUUCCGGUCGAUGAGUAUUAUCGAGAUGCUGCGGUGAUGCGGUUGGAGAAUGGCGGUGGGGGUGUGGGUGCGGGGAAGUGGCGGUCGGUUGGGGAUAUGUGGGAGGAAGGGGAGAGGCGGCAGCUUGGGCGGAUUGCGGUUGUUGAAGAUGGUGGUGCAGGGUGUCCUGGUGUUUUUAUGCUUGAUAAAAAUGAUAUAUUCAGGUAUGAUAUGAAUUCAAAUCGCUGGUGGAAGGAAACCACAUUACCAAAACGAGCCAUAGACGAGUCAGCGGUCGGGUUCGUUGCGUUAAACGGUGAGCUACAUGUCAUGGCGACUCACAAUGGAGCUGGUUCGGUGGAGAAUCGAAGAUUGAGACGCCAUAAGCGGUUAACAUCUCUGUUUAUACAAGUUUACCAUCCGGGGAAGAGGAUUUGGAGGACCUUAACCGCCCAACCGCCAUUCCAGCAACCGUUGGACUUCAAAACUGCGGUUAUGUGCACUAUUCGACUCUAAACUGGAUUGAUGUGAAUUUGGUUAGUCUGUUUCUGAAAUAGUUGCGAGUAUAGUAGCAACAUGUGGUUAUAUUAUUGUUUCGUUGUAUAGCAUGCUAUUGAAUCAGCUGUCGCCUGUCUAUUUGCCAUAAAGUGUAUGUUUGUCGUCGUUAUCGCAUGUAUAUAACGAAAGUAACUGAAUUUAUAGUUGUUUUAACGUUUUCGUAUCUUGUUUUAUGCU